Molecule: messenger RNA, 845 nt
Organism: Carcharodon carcharias (great white shark)
Lineage: Eukaryota; Metazoa; Chordata; Chondrichthyes; Lamniformes; Lamnidae
Gene: nudt8
Product: nudix (nucleoside diphosphate linked moiety X)-type motif 8
Exons: 4
Molecular function (GO): coenzyme A diphosphatase activity
Source: RefSeq, a predicted model, not a curated record
GAGCGGGGCCUGCGGGCCCGGCUGGGGGGGGUCAGCGGGGGGGCCGCGGGGGGCUCUCCGGCCGCCGGGGUCCUGGUGCCCCUCUGCUCGGUGCGAGGGGAGCCCUCCCUCCUCCUCACCCUGCGAUCCAGCAAACUCGGGGGCCGGCACCAGGGGGACGUCAGCUUCCCUGGGGGGAAGCGAGACCCCUCGGACCCCGAUAUCAUCCACACGGCGCUAAGGGAGACUCACGAGGAACUGGGGCUCAAACUGGCACGUGACUGUGUCUGGGGCUAUCUCAAACCGUUAUCGGAUAGGUCCGGGAUGAAGGUGGUGCCUGUCCUGGCAAAUCUCGGACCCAUAGACCUUAGGAAGAUAACACCCAACCCCAACGAGGUGGAGGACGUGUUUGCCAUCUCGCUGAGUCACUUCUUCCCCACGGAAAACCGGCGCUAUACCACCUUCCGGCACCGCGAAGGCCAGCUCUACACGCUGCCCGUCUUUCCCAACGCCAAGUAUAAAGUGUGGGGUCUGACUGCUGUGAUGAUUGACGGGCUGCUCGGCCUCCUCUUCCCCAGGGUCUACCGCAGCGCCACCCUGCGGGGAGUUCAUCCGGGGAUCGGUCGCUGAUUCAGGACAGGCACCUGAAGGGUUGCGGGAGGGGUGGGCGGGGGAACCAGAACUUCAAACUCCAUCAGUAAAGGUCAACAGCCCGAAAUAUUAUCGAUAUGGCCCGGUAUCUCUCAUGGAGAUAUCUGUACACUGACUGGUGUCUCUCAAUCCUCUCCCUCUCAGGAAGAUAUCUGUACACUGACUGGUGUCUCUCAGUCCCUCUCUCUCAGGGAGAUAUCUGUACACUGACUGGU